Zychaea mexicana is the source of this 4583-nucleotide messenger RNA. RefSeq lists its product as uncharacterized. The record is from RefSeq and is a predicted model, not a curated record. Lineage: Eukaryota; Fungi; Mucoromycota; Mucoromycetes; Mucorales; Lichtheimiaceae. Bases 232 to 4494 code for a protein of 1420 amino acids. Gene Ontology annotation, biological process: intracellular sterol transport. Gene Ontology annotation, molecular function: sterol binding; protein binding; sterol transfer activity. Gene Ontology annotation, cellular component: plasma membrane; endoplasmic reticulum-plasma membrane contact site; mitochondrion. The transcript has 12 exons.
UAGUAACCGGGCUUUUCUCUUCUUUUCGCUCUUAGUUUCUUUUUCCCUCCACUUUUGAUACUUUAAAUCGUGUGCUGCUGGCCCUUGCACUCGUCGUGAGAGCCAACAGCCAAAAGAGAAAAGUCUUAACACCAACUCGUCCUCACCAGUCAUUGCAAGCUUCGCUCUCGCUCAACCGCCACAACUUUCGACUCGGCUCAGCUUCCCGCCCUCCUUAUUCCCGUCAUUGCCAUGGAAACGAGCCACUGUCAACCCACGUUGCUUACACUUCACGAUGCGGUUACCGAUUCGCCCGUAUACCGAGCUAAUGUCCUUCACUUCGACGAACAGUUAGAUCUAUUGGAGAAAUGGCUCGACCAACUAUCCAGGCACCUGAAACAGUAUACAGACAAACUUGCCAAAUUCAAUAUGGAGACGAACAAUGUGUGUAAGAAGGCAAUACCUGUAGGCAUUGAUAGCGUUUUGAUCGAUCCCAACUUUACAGGUGCUGUCAUUCGCAGCUUCUCAGAUGCACUGCAGACAAGCUUGGCGUUCAAAACCAAAUUGGUGUCUGAUCUCGAAGACAACUUUAUCCAGCCAUUGACACAAUUUGUAAAGACUAACUUGAAAGAGUUCAGAGAAUUCCGAAAACAGCAUGAGAAAGCAUUAGAACGGUACGAGGCGCAGCUGUACAAGUACACAUCCCAGAGCAAGACAAAAGAACCGUCAGCUGUUCGGGAAGAGGCAUUUAGAUUACACGAAGCACGCAAGGCAUACACUCGCAUGUCUGGCCAACACGUUGUGCGAAUGCUUCAGUUUCGAUCCAUGCUGGAACAUUGUCUGGUCGAAAGCUUUUCCUCUGCCAUGAUGGCUCAUUUUCAGGAUGUGGAUGCAGAGAAGCAAGUCUGGUCGAAACUAGAUGCAGGAUUGAAUGCAUGGAAACAGUGGUUGAUUGAUGACCGCAAAACAUGCGACUAUCAGUUGCACAGACUGCAAGUGGCUCGGAAGCAACUCCAGUCUGAACAUGUUCAGCAAACCCAGCCACUCCGCGAUUUGGAUCGCUACGGCUCUGUAACAUUACCAUCGAGCAUCGGCACAGCCAUGGCAAGCCGACACUCUCUAGACUUUUCGAACAUCGUGCCAAAUGACGAGGCGACGGCAACAAGUGCUCACAAGUGGGGCUACUUAUUUACCCGCGUAUCUCGAAUGUCGUGGGCACGGAAAUGGUUCUUCUUGUACGACGGUUACUUUGGCACUUGCCAAGUCAACACCAACCCGAAAAUGAAGGGCGCCAUUACGGUGGGUGAACGUGUUUCAGUUCUCUUGUGCGACAUCAAGCCCAUGGCCGAUCAAGACCGACGAUUUUGCUUUGAAGUUGUUUGUGUGCAGCAGGGCCCGUUCAUUUUGCAGGCUGAAACAGAGCAAGAAAUGCGCGAUUGGAUUGCUUCGUUUGCAAAAGCGAAAAGAUUCAUGUUGGAAAAUGAGCAGCUGCAUCUACACACAAAUCCUCCUGCCAAUGCUUCUUCAACCACCACCAUCACCACUACUGCUGUUGCUACCACGAGCGAUCACGAGGGCCACUCGAGCAGCGAGUCAGACUCACCACGUCGAUCACGCAACUCCAUGCCUGUGCUACGAAACGCAACAGAUUCAGCCUUGUCACUUCCUGCCACUGCACCAUCAUCUCGUACUACUACUGCUACACCCUCUGCUGUCAUGCUCUCAACUUCCGCCGAUAAUCAAGAUCAAGUUUCCCUCACCACGUCCACCACAUUAACCCCUCUGCUCGUCCAUGAGGCUGUCAAGGCACAGCAACCACCUUCAAAUGCCUCAUCAUCUCCUCCGACUUCUCCGGCUACUCCAUCGCAAUCGUUUGCAGCUGCCAUGACAUCAUCCGUGUCGCAGCAACAAGCACAGCAACACCAGCAACAACAACAACAGCAGCAGCAGCAGUCUAAUGGUGGUGCUGGUACAUGGGGUAUUCCAUGGGGUCUUGUUCCUAAUAUGUUCUCUGGAUCGUCUGGAGCUGCGGAUGAUGAAAUGCCAACGACACCCAUGUCGCCCACAGCUGCGUCAAGUCUCUUGAACUCUGGCGUAGAUAGCGAUGGCCACCCCAUCAUCUGGCCCUUGCGACCUGCCGACGACGCCACCACCACCAAGGUAGCUUUGACAGGCUACAGUCCAGAACUGGAAUCACGCAACCGCGAGCUUCGUGUCUUGUUUGGCGGUGUCUCUUCAAAAGAGGUUGUUUUGGAUGCAUUUAUUGGUGCACUUAAAAAGAAACCGGUGGAUGAGGAACAGGGUGACAGCAGUAAUGACGACGUAGCAUCACCAGUGACGCCAACUGGCUUUGUGGAUCCGUUAGAACAAGAGCUGAGUGCACAAUUGUCGGGUAGCGUUCAGCGUCCACAGUCUGCAUUUGGUUAUUCAUACACCGGCCGUGCAUUUAUUACACAAGAGACAUUCUGGUAUUACAGCUGCGUAUUGAUGUCAUGCGUCAACACUGUGGCUAUACCGCUCAAGGGUAUUAAAACAGUACGCUUGAUCCGCGACAAUAGUGUCGCCGAUGGCGUGGCAAAGAAUGGCAAGGCAAACAACCUAGCAUUGGCCAUUGAUCUGGCAGAAGGUGACGAACCUUUGGUCCUCAUGACGUUGUUGGAUGAUGUUGAAGUCGUCGCAGAGCGACUUCGUUUCGCUGUUGAAAAUGCCAAGAGCUCAGAGCCGAUGCUACUGCAAACGUUGUACGAUGUUCUUCACAGCAUGUCCGCAUCUCUGAAUAAGAGUCAAACAACGCAAGUAAUCCAGCAAAAGAAAGCCGAACCCACUGUUAGCCAAUCCAUGCCCGACAUGACAACAGCUGAAAUAUACCAACCCGAGCCUCCAAUCGCAUCACCCGUACCUGAAUCCAAGAGGAAGCGCAAGGCACGCAAGAGCUCAGGUGCCAACAAACCCGUUCCGAAAUCAGGCGCGCUGGCCGCAGCCAUGAUGGCCGCCACGGUAGCUGGUGGUAGCGGAUUCUUUGAUGCGAGCAAGAUGGUCAAUAUCGAGGAUGCUGCUCAGAAACGAAGUAGCAUCGGCAACAGAAAAAUGACAGCUGAGUCGAGUGAAUCAUUAUCGAGCAAUGCUGCAGCUCAUCAGUCAACAUCGACUAUUGUUGCUACUCCGCCUGCAAUUGAUCAAAUAAGACAAGAAAAGGGAUCCGGUGAUGAUUCAUCAUCGUCAGCACAAGCGAAAACAACAGAAGAAGAAAUCCCAUCCCAUAUCCAAGUACCCACAGAACCAUGUGUCUGUGAUUGUGGUGAUCAUCUUGACAAAGUGGAAUCGGAGAUCCAGUUACCAAUUUCUGCCAAGCGAUUGUACGAUCUGCUUUUUGAUUCUCAAGAUAUUUCAAUUUGGGAAGCCAAAAACAAUGCGGGUGGAGGAACGAAUCUGCGUGUUGGUGUUUGGGAUACUGUUGAUGGCAAGUCGCAGCGGGUAAUGAAGUAUAUUCUACCUGUCAGUAACCCCAUGGUGAAAGUCAAGGAAGCAGAAGUCGUAGAAACACAAGUUAUACUGAAAAAAGAAGACUACAUUCGCUAUGUCGUACAAAUCUCGACCAAGACUGCACAACUGCCCUAUGCAGAUGCAUUUAUACCCUCUGUAAAAUACUGUAUUAGCUGGGUCAGCAAAACACAGUGUAAAUUGACAUGUAGCAUGGGUGUCAAGUUUGUCAAGAGUGUGCUAGUCAAAGGCAUGAUCAGCAAAGCGGCACUCAAGGGAAUGGGUGAAAGUAUCGUAUCAUUUGUUCCAAUCUUGGAAGAGAAAGUAGCCGAGUUGAACGGAAGCAAGUCUGUCGAUCAAUCGUUGUUACGAAACGCAACUCUAUCAAGGCAAUCCCGAGUAUCCUCGAAAGCAUCGCCCCGCAAAUCUACAACAGACACAACUGUAUCAACCACUUCAUCCUCAAUCUCCGCCGCAUCAUCUUCUUCGUCCUCCUUUGAUUAUAUGGGCUGGAUCGACACUGUAUCAGAAACCGUAUCAUCCAUACCAUUCACUAUACGUGCAAGUCUAAUGGGUCUACUUGUAUUAUGGAUAAUGUGGUCUUGGUUAUUCCGUUCAUCAUCAUCCACAAAGCAUGAAGACCCAUUCCCAGCAUUAUUACCGCCUCCUCCAGGUCGAGCUGUUUAUCUCCGUGAUCUUGAAGAUGGACUAUUGAAGACUGAAUUGCAGCCCUCAUAUAUUGAUUCAGAAAGCUUUCAACUAUUUUUGGCAACGCGACCGCUAAAUGGAACCACAAACCACCAGUGGUAUAAUGCAAAGCAUCGCCGAAUGGCGAUAGAGUUAUUAUUUAGUCGCGAGCGUGUAGGCAUGCUACGACACGAUAUGCUGGUCAUAUUCCAAAUGUUAAACCAAGUCGAUGCCCAACUCUUGGAGAACGAAUACAUUAACUGGCUUUUGGAUACGCGGUUACUGUGUCGCAGCAGUAAUGAACCCUGUGAACAUGUGAAUGUACAGCUCAAAUCCUUCUUUGGUUAGAGAAAAAGACGACUAAUAAAAGUUUUUUUUUUUGUUUUCCUUCUUUCACUCGUACCAAAAUAUGCAAUUAUGUAUAUGCAAACUGACAG